This is a messenger RNA of Carica papaya (papaya), 1198 nucleotides long. The record is from RefSeq and is a predicted model, not a curated record. Lineage: Eukaryota; Viridiplantae; Streptophyta; Magnoliopsida; Brassicales; Caricaceae.
GGAACAGGAUCAGUAACUGGAGUUCCUUUCUCCAUGUACCUUUCUUCUGCUGAACAAAGUCCAUUCCAAAUUGGGAAAGAGAUUGCCAUUAGUUAUGGUAAUAAAGGAAAUGAGGAGCUACUCUACCUUUACGGAUUUGUCAUAAAGAAUAAUCCAGAUGAUUAUCUCAUGGUGCAUUAUCCAAUGGAGGCACUUAGGAGCAUCCCCUCUUCCGACUCCAAAAUGCAGCUUUUGGAAGCUCAGAAAGCUGAAUUGCGGUGUCUUUUACCUAAAAGAUUGCUGGAUCAUGGGUUUUUUCCGGGAAAUAAUGCUAAGAAUGAAAAUAAUGAUGAGGAAAAAAUGGCUAAAUUUUGCAACUUCAGUUGGAGUGGUCAGCGCAGGACACCAUCUUACCUAAAUAAGCUUGUUUUCCCUGAAGAUUUUCUUACUGCAUUGAGGACUAUAGCUUUCCAAGAAGAUGAGCUCUUUAAAGUUUCAUCUUUGCUUGAAGAGUUUGUUGGACCUGGAGGGGAGAGACAACCAUCAGAGACAGAAGUAAGAGCAGCAGUAUGGGAGGCUUGUGGGGAUUCUGGAGCUUUGCAGUUGCUUGUGGAUCUUCUUAAUGCAAAAAUGAUGGAUCUUGAAGAGAAUUCAGGACCUGAGGACUCUGAUUCUGAACUGCUUGAGAAGGCAUGCAUCACGGAAAACUUGUCACAGCAAGCUUGCAUAAGAUAUGAAGGUUUUCAUCAUAUGUCAGCUGAGAGUUGCUCGGACAAAUGGAAUAUUUCUUUAGUAAUUCUAGAUUCCCUCAACUCCAUUCUGCUUUGUCAUGGCAGAGAGGCAAAUGGCUCGACCCAACUUGAAUUGAUGAGUAGAAACAGGUGGUCUUCUAUAGUUUAUCGGCAAGGACAGAAGCAACUAACCCGCUUAUUCUUGAAGGAAGCAGAGCAUGCUUUGCAGUUGGCACUUAGUGAAGGUAACUGAAAAUGCAAUAUGUUAGGAACCCCUGCGUCCGUUUAGAAAGCUGAAUAUUGAUGCCUCAAAUGUCUUCUUUGAGCUUCACCGUCCCUUCCUCUGGUCUUGCCUGGUAGAUAAUUUUAACUCUAAAGAAUGAUUGGCGGGUUCCUGGUUUUAGUUUUUAACCUGAACUACCUUUAUAUUCUCCCUUACAAGUUUGAGAUUAAUUUUGAACACUAACAUGGUUUGCGUGUUUCAUAAA